Messenger RNA from Rhizophagus irregularis DAOM 181602=DAOM 197198, 1400 nucleotides. RefSeq lists its product as uncharacterized. Gene Ontology annotation, biological process: lipid metabolic process. The record is from RefSeq and is a predicted model, not a curated record. NCBI's taxonomy places the organism in Eukaryota, Fungi, Glomeromycota, Glomeromycetes, Glomerales, Glomeraceae.
AAUACUUCAUAAACAUACAUAGACUAAAUUUAAAAAAUUACCGUACGAAAAUGUCAUUAGAAUCUCAAUCUAGAAUUUUCACAAAAUCAAAUCUGGUUUAUAUACCUUUGUCUAUAACAACCGCCCAUACAUUAAAUUUCAUCAUUAAUUCACCUUUAUCAACAUGGCAACAAUUUCCACCAAAAUUACCUGAUUCAAUUUAUUUAUCAAUAUGGUUUAUUCCAUUGUUAUUAUUCAUAUCACUUACAUUUGAACCAAUUAGAACAAGAAAACGUUUUUACACUUUAUUAUCUCUAGCGCUUAUAUAUUUAUCAAUCCCAAUUAGUUUUCGUAAGGGAAAUUAUCCGAUUAAACUUCAAAAUGAUUUGGUUGGUCGUAGUGCAGUUUUCGGGAUGAAAAUGUUAUUAUUCUUAAAAUUAAAUAGAUCAUACAAUAAUCCUAAAAAUCAAAAAGAAUUCAAAUCAUAUCUUUGGUCAUUAUUUAAUUGGCGUUUUGAUUCUUAUAUAAUUUCUCCAAAAUCGGAUGAUCCUUUGAUUAUUAAAUCUCCUACAACUUCACAAAUUAACGGAAAGUUGAUCAGCCGCUUCAUAAUUGCUUUUGUAAAAUGGUUAAUUUAUGAACUUAUAAGUUUCUUUUCACAUAAGUAUGUAGUAGAAAUACCAGAAAAGGCUUAUCAAGUUCGCUUAAUUGAAUUUAUUACAAAAGGAAUCCCUGCCAUUACAAUGUCUUCAAUUUCACAUUACUUGAAUAUCACUUUAUCUAUAUACUUGUUGCUUUCAUUACUUUAUGAUGUUUUCACUAUUACUAACACAAUUUUCUUUCGUCUUUUCUUUCAUUCCACAUCGGAAAAUAACAAUCACAAAUCUAUUUUAAUUAAAUCCGGUUUUCUUACUCCUUCAGAAUACGUUUCUUUAAAAGAAUGGAUGAUUACAUUCGUAUUCAAUACAAAACAUUUAUUUAACGAGCCAUGGAUAGCAUCAAGUCCUCGUGAUUUUUGGUCCACUCGUUGGCAAUUAAUGUUUAGCGAAAUUUUUAAAGAAUUAGGUUACUUACCUGUUAGAAAUUUUCUCUCUUCAUUCGUUCCAAGGAAAUUUGCAAAUAUGAUGGGUGUACUUGGUGCUUUAUGUUUUAGUAGUUUAUUUCAUGAAUACCUUAUUAUUGGACAAUUUAAUAUUUGGACGGGUGAACAUUUCUUUUUCUUUAUGAUUCAUGGAGUUAUAAUGAUUUUAUGGGAAGCUGUGUUUGGUUAUGAGAAAAAAAAUGAGAUUACAAAGUGUAAAAGAUUUUUAAAAUGGGUUUUGUUAUUAAUUAUUAAUUUAAUAUUUAUACCAGCAUUUAUUGAACCUAUGAUAAGAAAACGUGAGAAUUUUCUUCUUCGAUCAUAUUUUUCUAGUCAAUGA